CUUAUUUUUCAGCAGCUCUGUUUUGCCAACCAUCUCUAUAAUCGAUUGUAUCUAAAAAAGGUUCAUCUGCACCCAUAGUAAGGGUGAUUUAGAGGCAGCAAUCUAAUAAACAGCAUGUCUCUGGACUAGAGGAGAAACCCCACAAGGACGCAGUGAGAACAUGCAAAGUCCUCACGCACAGGGAUAGGAAGUGAACCCGCAACACUCACAUUUCUGUCUGGACCAAUAAGAUACUUUUGUGGUUUUCAUGCUCUUAAAAGAACGGAAACGCAUGAGAAACAGCAGCUGAAAAUGACACGCUGGUGACGCCCUUCAACCCUUCGGAGGUUAUAACCCCCUGAAGCCCCCGAAGGCUCAGUUCAUUCAAAGCGCUCAUGCAGAAAUAUUACAGAAGCUCAGAGCAAGAUACUCUCACACCUUCCUGUAUUGUGCCAUGAUACAAAAAAACGAGUGAAAAAUAAAUCCAUGAACUUGUGUUUUAUUUCUUAUUCCUUCCUCUGAGAGAUGUGUUUGUCCAAUGGUAGUCUACCCUGUGGGCACUGCAUUCAUAUACAGGAAGUUGUAUCUUUUAAAACUAGAGCUCCUCAGUCUACCUACUGCAGGGUGUGAUAUUACAAUGGAAUUUACACAGACCUGCUUCAUCCACAUCUUCCUCGCGUUCCUCAUCAUAUUAACAGAUGCUGAGGGCAUCAUCACCAUCAAAGCAAACAAAGGGCAGAAGAUCCUUCUCCCCUGCAACGUAUCUGAGGACAGUCUUAAUAAAACAUAUACUGUCUUAUUCAGGAAGAAUGGAACCUCUCCAGCCCUCUGUUAUUACCGUGUGUCACGCAGUAACAUAACAGACAGGAAGUGUGGAUCCCGUUAUGUGACUGAAGGACAACCUCCGCGACUUUACUUAACAAAUGUCAGCUUCAGUGACUCUGGGGUCUACAAUUGCUCUGUGGAAAGACAAAUUCCCCCACCAAGCGAGGAGAAAUUCUAUUUGGUGGAUCUUCUAGUUGAAGGUGCAGCUCGUCCCACGGUGUCUGUGUCCCGGGUGGAGGGGCCCAGUGGGAACCCGGCGCUGCUCUGCUCCGUUCGGGACUUUUACCCAGAGAGCAUAGAGCAGGACUGGCUCCGGGACGGACUCCCACUGAACGUGACCCCUGACAGACGCAGCACAGUCAACCCAGACGGCUCCUACUCCCUCGACUCCUACUUGUCUCUGACACCAGCACAUGCUGAGGAUGUGCUCUGUUCCUGCUGGGUCAAUCACUCCUCUCUGGACCUGCCUCUCAACUACACUUUUCAGUGUAAAGAACACAAAACAGUUGGAGCGGCAGUUCCAAUCUUUGGAAUAUUUUGCGUGACGAUCAUUUUCCUUUUUUUUGCACUGUUUAAGAAAUUCCAAAACGUCCACUGCCUCUCGUUUGGAUCCAUCCGCACCCCUACCACUGAAACCCAGGAACCACAGAUACAUACAACCUAUUCCCAAGUUUGAGACCAUUAAACAACACAACACAUAUUAUUUGACUUUCUCCAUGUCUUAUUCUGCCUUGGACUCAAGACAUGAUGACAAAAAAGUUGAGGCCCUACAGGAAAUUUGAAGUACGUAAGCGAUCACAAAAAAACAUUUAAAAGCAUUAAAGGUGGAUAUAAAACAAAAAUCCCUUUUUCACAGAAAUGUAUUUUCAAUGGACAAUUAUAUACUUUUGUUGAACUUAUUGCUGAUGAUGCUUGUAAAUCCAUAUUAUGGCUUCCAAUGUGGAUUAUGC
Molecule: messenger RNA, 1754 nt
Organism: Brienomyrus brachyistius
Lineage: Eukaryota; Metazoa; Chordata; Actinopteri; Osteoglossiformes; Mormyridae
Exons: 5
Coding region: 518-1480 (320 amino acids)
Source: RefSeq, a predicted model, not a curated record